This is a messenger RNA of Capronia epimyces CBS 606.96, 807 nucleotides long. RefSeq lists its product as uncharacterized. Lineage: Eukaryota; Fungi; Ascomycota; Eurotiomycetes; Chaetothyriales; Herpotrichiellaceae. The transcript has 2 exons. The record is from RefSeq and is a predicted model, not a curated record. Bases 1 to 807 code for a protein of 268 amino acids.
AUGGCUCAACCUCUGCCUCUUGCUUCCUUGUCCGCAACAAAACUCAGAGCCCUCAAGACCUCGGAGACCAUCGUGAUCCUGUACAAGCAGACCGCCGACGCCGAGCCUCUGAUUCUGUGCGAAGCCUUUCCUAAAGCGGUUGCCACGACCUUCUCGACCAAAUGGAAGUUGGACUUUCCUCCAAUCAACAAGAUGAAGGUGGCCGAUCUUCAGAAACCAGCAAGGAAAUCAGUCAGUGUGGUCGGUGGUCGGUUCAACAUCCACAAGGCCAUCCUCGGCUGGAUGUUAUCCUGCUGUAAUGGCAAAGGAAUCCAGCGAUUCCCAUACCCAACCCACAAGGCAUUCACCUACUUGUACUUGGCUCGGGCUUGUGCUGCCAUCAUUGGGUGUGAGUAUCUUGAACAGGAAGUGAGCAAAGCCAUGGAGCGUAUGGCGCAUACUCAGAUCCACUCUGAAGAUGUCCGAGCGUUGUACCUGCUCACUCCUCCGGACAACGACAUGAAGAAGUUCCUCGCCGAGCAUGUGGCGUCUCGCAUCUGGGAAAAGAGACUCAAGGCGAAAGGGGCAUACACGACACUGAGAGAAGAGAUACCAGAAUUCAACAAGGCCAUUGACGACAUUCUGCACGGGAAGAAGGAAGAGAGAGAAAAGGAGAAGUUGCCAAGGGCGGCAAACGACAAGUCAAUUUUGGCUAGUCACAAUCAGGCCUGGCGUUCCAAUAAAGCGCAGGGUUGUCGAGGAGAGAUGGGACAGGGAAAGACGCCAAAACUGAAAGGGGAGGCAGUCAAAACUGCAAGCGUGGAAUAA